Folsomia candida is the source of this 1658-nucleotide messenger RNA. RefSeq names its product probable cytochrome P450 4ac1. The record is from RefSeq and is a predicted model, not a curated record. The transcript is spliced from 9 exons. Gene Ontology annotation, molecular function: iron ion binding; monooxygenase activity; oxidoreductase activity, acting on paired donors, with incorporation or reduction of molecular oxygen. The coding region runs from base 428 to 1510 and encodes 360 amino acids. NCBI's taxonomy places the organism in Eukaryota, Metazoa, Arthropoda, Collembola, Entomobryomorpha, Isotomidae.
UCCAGAUUACAAGUGGAAAAAUGGAUCUGGAAUGUUUAACCUCGACUGAAAAUCAGACAGAAUUUUCCACAAUUUUAAUUCCUAGUUUUCCACUUUUCUCCAUAAUUUUGAAAAUUGUGAUUCCCUCCUUAAUUUUUCUACUGUUCUGGCACUACUACCAAUGUCAUUUUACAUCAGUGGCGAAGAAAAUUAAUAGAUUUCCUGGCGUGCCCUACAUCCCAUUUAUCGGGUCUUUCGCCGCCGUGCGAACACUGCUGGAUGGAAGAUAUAUUCUUGACCCAAAAACAACACCAUUUAACGUUUCGGACGGAAUCUCCCGCAUGUGGGGAGGCCAUCUACCCUAUCUACUCAUCAAAGAUGCAGAGAUAGUGCAGACGAACUGUGGAAAACGAAACGGAAAUAUUUGAACCCUGGCCUGAGCAAGGUAAUGAAUGCGGAUUUUCUCCAAGUGUUUCACCACCAACUGAAAUAUCUAAUGGCCGUCCUGGAGGAAAAAUGCGUCACUGGCGAGGAAUUCCAUAUCGACGGAAUGUUUGGCAAAUUUACGACGGGGGCGGGUUUCACGACAAUUUUGGAUUGGCCCGUACCAAUUAAUAUUUUCGAUAAAAAGUCCCUUCCCGGUUUCUAUGAGGCGUUUCAGACGGCCGCGCACUUGGCUGGUCAUCCAGUGGUAAAUCUUUGGUUUUCUUUCCGUCCGCUCUGGCAUUUGGCUGGAUACGAGAAAAAAAUGCGACUAGCCUUCGCCACAAUGAGGAAGUAUCUUAACCAAGAGUUGCUCCAAGAGAAGAUGGCACAUUGGAAGGAAUACGAAAAAAAUGGCGUAAUUCAAGAAAGGAUGAAGUGCAUGAACAUCCUCUACACCAAAUGUACUGAUCCGGACGAAAUCUUCCAUCAAAUUUUGAACAUUUUAGCCGCCGCCGUAGAUUCCACGGAUUUUGUGCUAUGCGAAGCGUUCAUAUUUCUCGCACAGAAUCCCGACAUUCAAAAGAAGGCGUAUGAAGAGGCGCGACGUGUCAUCGGAGACAACUAUGACGUGGUCAUGAGGUCCGAGGAUGUCUCCAGGUUGACCUACAUUGCGAUGGUGUUGAAAGAAACGAUGCGGAUUAUUCCCCCCGUUCCCGCCCUGGUUAGGAAAGUCAUGGAAGAAAUGGAUGUCGGAAAUGGCCUCGUAAUUCCGAAAAAUACUAACGUUUUCAUUCCACUCUUAACGGUUCAUCACGAUCCGAAAGUUUACCCGAAACCGGGUGAAUUCAUCCCGGAGAGAUUUCUUCCGGAAAAUGUGCUUAAUCGGCAUCGUUAUUCCUACCUCCCGUUCAGUGCUGGGGAACGCAUUUGUAUCGGUGAAAAAUACGUCAUGCCCCAGAUGAAGUUUGUCGUAGCGAAGAUCUUGUACAAGUACGAAAUUUUAACCAAAAUGAAAAAGCCCCUAGAAAAGACGGAAGUCCAGUACAUGCCAUUCUCAAAAUACAAGGACGGUUUAAGCAUCCAACUGAAACGACGGCUCGCAUAAUUUAAAUAUGAUAGUUCAUGACGCAAUAUUUUAAACUAGGAGACAAAAUUAUUGUAACGAACCAUGCGAAAAAAAUGCAGAUACAUAAUUGGGAAUGGAACACAAUAAAUCCUCUCUCGCGUCCUAUGCUAACUUAUUACGACAUAAA